CAUUCGGUGACUUCCUGUAGUAACAUUAUACAGUAUGGCUGAAUUGAGAACGUUGCCUUUCUUGUCUAUACCGCCAAGGAUGACCACAUUGUCUUUCCAUGUUACUGUUGCCAUCGUAGAUACAGGGUACGGAAGUUUCUUGAGCUCUGUAAAAGUAUUGGUUGCUGGGUCAAACAUGAGGACAGUGUCUGUUGUGUCUUUAUCAUAACCUGUUGUCCUGCCACCAAUAAUGUAGACCUUGUCAUUCACUAUCUCAGCGCCAUGGUCACAUAUUGGCCGUGGCAUCUUGGUGAGCAACUUUGAUGUAUAGGGAGGGGUGAGCUGAAUUUCAUGUAUUGUAUCAUAGAUUCUGCCGUCACUCUCUCCUCCUAUAACAAGGAGGCGAUUUUGCAGUACAACACAUGUGUGAUAAGCGGAAGGCACUGGCAAUUUAAAUCGAGAUUUAAUCCAAUGUUCAUCUUGCUGCGAGAGAUUUAAUUCUUCAACACUGUCCAGGUAUUGCCGGUUAAAAUAUCCACCAGUCACAAUCAUGUGAUCUUGAUAUACAACUGAACUCGCUCCAAGUCUACGUUCAUUCAUCUUUGACAGUGUCCGCCUUGUUUUGGUUGCCAUGUUGAACACUUCGACAGUUUUACAUGCAACCCCUCCUGCAACGACAAUCUCGGCUUGCAACUCCUGACCACUGCUUGCAUGACUGGCCUCCGAACGUUGUGCCGUGUUUCUUUCAAUUCUCACGAGAUUUGACAUCAUAUUUUGCAUCACUUUAAACACUUCAUCUUGGGAGGCACAAAGUUUGUUCAUUUGACGUUUCAUAUCAGUGAUGUCGGCUUUCAUUUCACUAAUUUCUUUCCGUGCUGGGCAUGUAUGCUGCAUAAAGUUCUUAUACAGUACCAUUUCGCCGCAGUAAUCACAGUUGACUCGUCGAAAAUCACAAACUUUGUUUUCAUGAAUUUCUUUAUCACGUCGACUUAUUAUUUCUCCACAUUGAUCGUUGGAACAUGGCACUGGACUGAAACCACAAGUUGCUACGUGUGUGUCGAGUGAGCCAAGUUCGACGACAUUGCGACAACCACGCUCGGAAUUCUCGCGCGAAAUCUUCAAACUUGAUAAGGUGUUUGCCAGAAACCUUUGAGGUCGGCCCAGUGUCUCUUCGGUCAAGGGAUCUUGACAUAUUGGGCAAUUUCGGCAAUGUUUUAGAUGUUCGGUGAUACAAGCUCUGCAGAAAUGAUGCUCAUUCCUACGACAUUGUACUGGAUCUUUUAAUACAUUCGUACAGAUGACACAAUGAAGGUUUUCAUCGACUUUCGUUUCAAAUCUGCUAUCUUCAUAACCUUGUUCCAUCGCUUCUCAAUAAAUUUCUACAUUUUACUUUCUAAACUUUCGUAGCGAAGUAACUCACACAAGGACAUGUAGACGUUUGAAGGUUUAGUCUGUGACGUGUCUCUUUAUUCCAAGUUCUGCUUUUGAUUUUGAGGAAUUUUGACAAUGUACUGUUUUUAACUUCUUUGCUUUUCUUGAUAUCGUAAGUUCGUAACCACAGGAGGCAAAAUUGCUGCACAAUAGUUAGUUUCGGUUUGUGCUCAUUUCUAUUUCAAAAUUUUUCAAAAUAAAGCUAUUGUCUUGUACUUUUGGAAUUUUUUAUUUCUUUAAACAUUAUUAGAAGUGAUUUUUUUCAUUCGUCUUCUCUCUUUACGUUGUUUUCUUCAACCCUUCUAUACUUUAAAAACAGAGAUGAGAUAUAAACGAAAGACAAAUUUAGUUCAACUGUUACUUUGUAAAUAAUAACUGAACGUUCGAGAACGCUUUCAUGCUGUGACACUCUGCGGUCAAUUUAAACUUCUUCAAUGCACUAGACGCCCACUUGUUGUAAAAGCGUGCGAACCUAUACCUUACAAAAUCCCAGAACAAAAGCGAACUUCAUAUUCUGAAAAUGAUUUUCAUGUCGUAUACAUUUAACAUUAAAAUACAGGAUUCACUUCCGGCUGAAAAAUAGAUUGCUUAUUAAAAACUAUGUUUGUUGAACUAGAAUGGUUGAAACUUCAUUUUGUUGAACUAGAAUGCUGGGUUUGGUGGAUAAUCCAAGUGAGCGUAUACUGUACAGUAUAAUUAUACACAAUUCAGGACCUUUAAGGCUUGUCUUUCCAAGUUACUGCAUGUUGCCUGUUUCUUGAGCUUUGUGCAAGUAUUGGUUGCACUCCAACACGGGCAACAGGUUUCUUCUCAAUCUACGAUAAUCUCGUUUUGCAAGUCCCGAGCAAUGCUUGCAUAACUGGUUUCCAAACAUUGUGCCGUAUUUUGUUCAAGUUUGGACAUCAUAUAUUUUGCAUAAUUUUAAAACAUUUCACCUUCAAAAACAUGUAGACAUUCGAGGGUUUAGUCUCUGAGCAUGGGUGUCUCAUUCCACGUUCUGUGACAUUCAGGAGUUUUAACAAUGAAAUGUCAAUGUAGUUGCUUUCGAUUUGCGCUAUAAUUUUUAUUAAAAAUUAUUCAAAAUAAAGCUAGUUUUGUUUUUUUGAUAUAUUUUCAAGUGGGAGCCUGAUAUCAUGCAUGUUUUGAAUAAAUUUAGGCCCCAGUUACACGAUUAUACGACACCGGAUUCGCUUGUUACUACGACAUCAAAUUGUGCCGUUUAGGAGUAAGGUAUGCUCACACAAUUCUCCCCUCAUCCGUCAGACAGUAGUUUUCGUCCAUUUUGUCAUAUAAUCGGAAUGUGAAGUGUUCGGAUAUUACUUCGUCAAAUCACAGUUUAUAGGUUAAAUUUGAUGUUGUGGCAUGCGAAUCUGGUAUCGUGUACAUGUAACUGGAAAACGUCACAGCAUGAAAGCGUUAUCGAAUGUUCAGUCACUACACAGCAGUAGAUUAAUUAAAUCUGACUUACAUUUGUAAUACCAUGUCUGUUUUAGUAUAGAAAAGGCAAAGCAAAGAGGAAACCAGUAUAAAAAGAGAGAAUAUAUGAAUGAAAUGAAGAGUUCUGGAUCUAAUAAUAUUUAAAUAAAAUUUUCCAACAAAACAAACUAGCUUUAUUUUGAACAUUCUUUGAAUAAAAACAAGCCAAAAUAUAAACUAAUUAUUGUGUAGGAAUAUUGCCUCCUGUGGCCGUGGUUAUUGUUACCAAGAAAAGCAAGCAAGUUAUAGGAACAGUACAUUGUCAAAAUAGUUGGUUUUCAAACGUCUCGUGUCCUUGUGUGAAUUACUUCGCCACGAAAGUUUAGAAAGCAAAAUGUAGAAAUCUAUUGAGAAGCGAUGGAACAAGGUUAUGAAGAUAACAGAUUUGAAACACAAAUCGAUGAAAUUCUUCAUUGCAUUAUCUGUACGAAUGUAUUAAAAGAUCCAGUACAAUGUCGUAGGAAUGAGCAUCAUUUCUGCAGAGCUUGUAUCACCGAACAUCUAAAGCACUCCCGAAAUUGUCCAAUAUGUCAAGAUCCCUUGACCGAAGAGACACUUGGCCGACCUCGAAGGUUUCUAUAGGAAACACCUUAUCAAGUUUGAAGAUUUCGUGCGAGAAUUCCGAGCGUGGUUGUCGCAAUGUCGUCGAACUUGGCUCACUCGACACACACGUAGCAACUUGUGGUUUCAGUCCAGUGCCAUGUUCCAACGAUCAAUGCGAGGAAAUAAUAAGUCGACGUGAUAAAGAAAUUCAUGAAAAUAAAGUUUGUGAUUUUCGACGAGUCAACUGUGAUUACUGCGGCGAAAUGGUACUGUAUAAGAACUUUAUGCAGCAUACAUGCCCAGCUCGGAAAGAAAUUGAUGAAUUGAAAGCCGACAUCACUCAUGUGAAACGUCAUGUGAGCGAACUUUGUGCCUCCCAAGAUGAAAUGUUUAAAGUGAUGCAAAAUAUGAUGUCAAAUCUCGUUAGAAUUGAAAGAAAUACAGUACACCGUUCGGAAGCCAGUCAUGCAAGCAGUGGCCAGGAGUUGAAAGCCGAGGUUGUUGAUCUCGUGAGAACUGAAGCAAAUACGGCACAACGUUCGGAAGUCAGUCAUGCGAGCGGUGAUGAGGAAUUAUAUUCCAAAAUUUCUGAUCUUGUGAGAAUUGAAAGAAAUACGGCGGAAUCAUGUUCGGAAGUCAGUCAUGCGAGCAGUGGUCAGGAAUUGCAAGCCGUGAUUGUCGUUGCAGGAGGAGGGUUUGAUGAUCAAUCUGUCGAAUUGUUCAACAUGACAAGCAAAACAUGGCGGCCAAUGUCAGAGAUGAUUGAACGCAGACAAGGAGCAAGUUCAGUUAUGUACCAAGGUCACAUGAUUGUGACUGGUGGAUAUUCUGGCCAAUACCUGGACAGUGUUGAAGAGCUGAAUCUUGCUCGGCAAGAUGGACAUUGGGUUAAAUCUCAUUUUAAAUUACCAAUGCCGUCCAGAGGUCACGCAUGCGUUGUAUUACAAGAUCGCCUCCUUGUUAUAGGAGGAUAUGUUGACGGCCGAGUCUAUGAUACAAUACAUGAAAUUCAGCUCACCCCUCCCUAUACAUCAAAGUUGCUCACCAAGAUGCCACGACCAUUGUGUUACCAUGGUGCUGAGGUUGUGAAUGACAAGAUCUACAUUAUUGGUGGCAAAAAGACAAUAUCUCAUAAACACGCAAAAAAUACAGUCCUCAUGUUUGACCCAGCAACCAAUACUUGUACAAAGCUCAAAAAACUUCCAUACGCAGUGUCAAACAUGGCAACAGCAACUUGGAAAGACAAUGUGGUUGUCCUUGGUGGUGCGGACAAAGAAAGCAACGUUCUUAAUACAGCCAUACUGUAUGAUGUUACUACAGGAAGUCACCGCAAAUUACCGGAGAUGACAAAGAAGCGAUUUUGUUGUACAGCAGUGGCCAUUGGUGAGGACAUCAUCACAAUGGGAGGUAGAGACGAAACUGGAAUUAUACUUAAUUCUGUUGAAUGUUACAAUUUCGAUAGAAACACAUGGACAGAGUUCCCAGCCAUGGUUCAAGCAACGUUUAGCGCUACUGCUGUUGCAAAUUAUUGUUGACACUGCAAGAUGAAUUGACUACAAAAUAGUGCCUUAUAAUAUUGCACGUCAUAAAACAAUUUAUACACUAUUCUUUUUUAUACAUGGGAGACAAUUAACUGUAAAGGAAUUUAAAACUUAUGCUAGCUUUUCUUGUGUAAAAUCGUUAAGGUACGAUAGAAAUACAAAUAUUGCACUGUUGCUAUUAAUGUUGAUACCAAUAUAUAAUACCAAGUUUUGAACUGGUUGUUUUAUUGAAUACACGGUAAGGUAGUAUAUAUUCAUCUAUUGCAAUGUUUACAUUUUACCUGACUACAAAUACAGAACUCUACCAUAACUCGUACUGUUCCAUCUGUUGACACGAAACCAAAUUUACAUAAUGGUUUGGGGCCAGUUGUAUGAAAAUGUAGUAAAGUUAACUAUAGUUAGUGGAAAAGUUAACCAAUCAGAAUAGUGCAUUUUGGAGUUAUAAUUACAAUUUAACUACGAAACGGGUAGUAAAGUGUAUAAUUAAGAGGUUUAUACAACCGGUCCCUGGUGACUGGUGUGAAUGCGAAACACUGAUUAGAGUUGGAUUAGGAAUAAUCCAAGGUUAGAAAAGUUAUGAUUUUUAAGAUGCAAUCUAUUUGUUACCCUGCGAGCAAAGCCCUCUCGUAUUUCUUCUCAGCACGGCACGAAGAAGCGAGAGAGACUCUGCAGAACUUGUGUAUAUAUUCUUUGUGGAGCCGACAAUCCAAAAACUUGGAUAAUUAUGCGUAAUUUCAGGUUUGAUACAGGUGGAUAAUUAUGCGUAAUUUCAUGUUUGAUACAGGUUUUAUAACCGGUUUUGAUCCGAACCGGAAACUACUUAUUAAAUCUUCUUCUGUGAAAUAGGCAGUUGCCUAGCAACCUUCGCGCAUGCUCAAAUGAAUUUAUACACAAGUCACAGAAUAAAGAAUUGAAUUCUUUAUUCUGUGCACAAGUUCUGCAGAGUCUCUCUCGCUUCUCCGUGCCGUGCCGAGAAGAAAUACGAGAGGACUUUGCUCGCAGGGUAUCUAUUUGUCACGAAAGAAAGAUUCGUUUUUAGAAUAUUCAAGAUAGCUUUUGCUCUGGGCUUUUGUAAGGCACUACUAGUUCACACCCUUCAUAAGUUCACAAGUUUUAUAGCAAGUUUAGCCUGUCUAGGAAUCUAAUGCGUUGAAUAAAUUUGAAUUGACUAAUGACUACAGAACAGCACAGUACAGUACGACAGCGUUCUCAAAUGCUCAAUUAUUAUUUACAAAGCAUUAUAGUUCAAUUAAAUAUGUCUUUCAUUUCUAUUUCAUUUCUGUUUUAAACUGUAGAAUGGAAAGCAAAAACGAAAACUGAAAGUAUUAUAUAAAUUAUAUUAAUGAAAAUUAUAUGAAUGAAAAAUAUUUAUUUAACGAACUAGUUUUGUUUUGAAUAAUUUUUGAAUAAAAACGAGCCAAAUUAUUGUGCAAAGUUGCCUCCUGCGGGUAAGUCACCAAGAAAAGCAAACAAAUAUAAACUGUACAUUGUGAAAAUUCCUCCAAGUCAAAAGCAUAACUUGAAAUAAAGAGUCACGUCACAUAUUAACCAUUCAAAUGUCUACAUGUCCUUGUGUGAGGUUUUUCGCUACAAAAGAAGUAAAAUGUAGAAAUCUAUUGAGCGAUUGAACAAGGUUAUGAAGAUAGCAGAUUUGAAACAAAAGUUGAUGAAAACCUUCAUUGUGUCAUCUGUACGAAUGUAUUAAAAGAUCCAGUACAAUGUCGUAGGAAUGAGCAUCGUUUCUGCAGAGCUUGUAUCACUGAACAUCUAAAACACUCCCGAAAUUGCCCAAUAUGUCAAGAUCUCUUGACCGAAGAAACUCUUGGCCGACCUCAAAGGUUUCUAUAGGAAACACCUUAUCAAGUUUGAAGAUUUCGUGCGAGAAUUCCGAGCGUGGUUGUCGCAAUGUCGUCGAACUUGGCUCACUCGACACACACGUAGCAACUUGUGGUUUCAGUCCAGUGCCAUGUUCCAACGAUCAAUGUGAGGAAAUAAUAAGUCGACGUGAUAAAGAAAUUCAUGAAAAUAAAGUUUGUGAUUUUCGACGAGUCAACUGUGAUUACUGCGGCGAAAUGGUACUGUAUAAGAACUUUAUGCAGCAUACAUGCCCAGCACGGAAAGAAAUUCGUGAAAUGAUAGCCGAUAUGACGGACGUGAAACGUCAAGUGAGCAAACUUUGUGCCUUCCAAGAUGAAAUGUUUAAAGUGAUGCAAAAUAUGAUGUCAAAUCUCGUGAGAAUUGAAAGAAAUACGGCACAAUGUUCGAAAGCCAGUCAUGCAAGCAGUGGUCGGGAUUUGCAAGCCGAGAUUGUCGUUGCAGGAGGAGGUAGUUUUGACGAUAGAUCUGUCGAAGUGUUUAACAUGGCAACCAAAAAGUGGCGGCCACUGUCAAUGAUGAAUGAAGGUAGAUCCUUUACAAUUGAAUGUGAACUGAUUGAGAUUAAUGGAUGUAGAUCUGGAGCAAGCUCAGUUAUAUACCAAGGUCACAUGAUAAUGACAGGCGGAGAGUAUUUCGCACAAUACCUGGACAGUGUUGAAGAACUAAAUCUCUCGCAGCAAGAUGGACAUUGGGUUAAAUCUCGAUUUAAAUUACCAAUGCCUUCUGCUUAUCACGCAUGUGUUGUAUUGCAAAAUCGCCUCCUUGUUAUAGGAGGAUAUAUUUACGGCAGAGUUUAUGAUACAAUACAUGAAAUUCAGCUCACCCCUCCCUAUACAUCAAAGUUGCUCACCAAGAUGCCACGGCCAAUAUGUCACCAUGGUUCUGAGAUAGUGAAUGACAAGGUCUACAUUAUUGGUGGCAGGACCACAGGAUAUCCUAAAGACGCAACAGACACUGUCCUCAUGUUUGACCCAGCAACCAAUACUUGUACGGAGCUCAAAAAACUUCCGUACCCUACAUUUGGGAUGGCAACAGUAACGUGGAACGACAAUGUGGCCGUCCUUGGUGGUGCGGACAAUGGGCGAAAAGUUCUCAAUUCAGCCAUACUGUAUAAUGUUACUACUGGAAAUUAUCGGAUGCUGCCGGAGAUGACAACGAAGCGACGUGAUUGCACAGCAGUGAUCAUUGGUGAUAAUAUCAUCACAAUGGGAGGUUGGGACAGAACUUGCCGCAGCCUUCGUUCUGUUGAAUGUUACAAUUUCGAGGCAAACACAUGGACGAAGUUCCCAGCCAUGGCUGAAGCAAGGUUUUAUCCUACUGCAGUUGUAAAAUAUUGUUGACAUUACAAGAUAACUUGACUACCAAAUGGUGACUUAUAAUACUGCACGUCGUAAAACAAUUUAUAAACCAUUCUCAUGCAUAUGUAUAGUACACAACAAAUUGUAAAUACAUUGUUAUUGAUGUUGAUUUUAAUAAGUGAAUAUAUUCAAAGUCUUAAUGCAUGGGUUGUUUUCCUGACUAUAAACCGGGAGCUAAGAUACAGUUUAUGUUUACUUGAUAUAGUGAUGGUACCAGACAAGUGCAAAAUUAACUCUGUUAAACCAUAUUCUCAAUCCAUACAAUCUUAACCCCGAUCCUAAACUGAUCUUUAAGCUAUAAUCGCUAUUUUAGUCCUAAUCAGUAACCAGCUAAAGUGAAGAAAUCACAGGGGGAAAAUGUAAUUUUCCAACAAUGGGUGUUGAAUGGGUUUUUAAGGAUCUACCAUGUAGAAACCAUGAAAAAACUCAACUUUUAUAAAUUUCCCAAAUGGUAAAAAAAAUUGUCAGUGCAUGAUAUAUACCGAGAACGAAAGGUGUAAGCUAAAUACAGUCCCGUGGACACCGACACGUAACGUCUGGACUUAUUUUAUAACUGAAGAGCUUUUGAAACAAUGUUUUGCCUAUUUCGUUCACCUCGGACAAAAAGUUUGCUAGACUUUUCUUCAUUUUUUAUCUAUGAUAUUCAUAGGCCUUUACAGCCCGCGGCACAUCAAAUAAAACCGACUCAAUUAUUGGUCUAGCAGAUAUAUCUGUGUGUUAUAUAUCUGUUUUGAAAUAAAGACAUGAUUCAUCAAACAGAUCAUUGAAAUCAUGCAUCAAUUGUGUUAGAGUAUAUUAUAUAGGUUUCAUGAUGCACAACGUCAGUACGAAAAUUCACGAUACUCACUGAUAAUUACUGUAUAUACACUGGAUCUAGUUACCCCAUCUCGUCGCUAAAAAUGGUGCUUUUUAUAUGCUGACUAUUUCACUAUUGCCAAAUAUGCUGGCAACAUGACAAAAUGAAAUGCAACGUUUAUGAUUGCUACUUUAGGAUUUUCAACACUGGGUUGCAGGGUGGACCGAUUGGAAUUUGGCGUUGAAUAUGGAAGGUGGACCCAACUGGGUGAAAAACUUCGUCGAUUCUCCGAUCAUUGUUGACAGUGAGCAUAACGUCUUUUAUAAACAGGUAGGCACGAAAGAAAUAUUUAUGCCAAAAAAAUCAUCCCACUCCAUUGUGCUUCCUCUGUGCUCAUAUAACUCAGGGUUCGUACAAAACUUGAAUGUCCUUGAAAGUCCUUGAAUGUCCUUGAAUUUUAAAACAAGAAUUCAAGUCCUUUGAGUACCCUUGAGUUUGUAAAGAAGUGCCUGAAAAUCAUUAAAUUCUUCUUGCUUUAGUUUAUGGAUAUUUCCUGAAAAUUUUUUGACAUUCAAAACGGACAUUUUGUUUAAUUGAUUUUGCACGUUCAUAUCUGCCAAAGCUAAACAAUACACAUUUUACUGAAUUCUACGAUUUCUAACGUCUUCUCAGUAUUUAGUGCUUGAAUUUGCUGAUACAUGGUCUUGAAUGUCCUUAAAAUGUCCUUGAAUUUGACUCAUCCAGAUAUGUUUCUCAAUCAGAAAGUAAAGUUAUCAAUCAAUCAAUCAAUCAACCCUGGUUAGCAGGGUUCGUAUGAACUCGCCCUAAGGUGGCAGAACUGGGUUUUUUGUGAGGGAGAAAAAACGGAGAACCCAAAGGAAAAAUCGUCGAAUCCUAGAGAGAACGAACCUAUUUUUUUUUCAAUUCUAGCCGAUGUACUACCAUUUGGGGCACUUCAGUAAGUUUGUGCUUCCUGGGUCGUUCCGAAUUGACAUGACUUCCUCUUCGACAAUCAAUGGUCUGGAAUAUAUCGCCUUUCUGUUGCCCAAUGGUUCUAAAUGUGCCGUGAUACUGAACAGAAGCAACAAUGAUAUAAAAAUCACGAUGAAUAUUGGCCGAGGUUAUCUUAAUGGAGAAAUAAAGGCGUCCUCAAUACAGACUUAUCUGUGGUUGUGAUGAAUUUUUGAACACAGUGAUUUGUUGACUGCCAUAUGAAACGGAAAGGUUGGUUGAAUGCUAUCGUUAGGAAAUGUUAAUCUUAAGUCUCAAUUUUUUUAAUCUUAAUGUUUUAAUAAUGGUUGUAUAAAAUUAAUGGGAGCAAUGAAAUAUUGGGAUUAUAUUAAAUUAGU
This is a messenger RNA of Paramuricea clavata, 10351 nucleotides long. The record is from the annotation of a GenBank genome assembly. Lineage: Eukaryota; Metazoa; Cnidaria; Anthozoa; Malacalcyonacea; Plexauridae.